This is a messenger RNA of Betta splendens (Siamese fighting fish), 1696 nucleotides long. RefSeq names its product SET domain containing 4 (gene setd4). Gene Ontology annotation, molecular function: transcription coactivator activity; histone H3K4 methyltransferase activity; histone H3K36 methyltransferase activity. The record is from RefSeq and is a predicted model, not a curated record. Gene Ontology annotation, biological process: positive regulation of transcription by RNA polymerase II; peptidyl-lysine trimethylation; peptidyl-lysine dimethylation. Lineage: Eukaryota; Metazoa; Chordata; Actinopteri; Anabantiformes; Osphronemidae. The transcript is spliced from 13 exons. Bases 65 to 1405 code for a protein of 446 amino acids.
GGCUUCAGCGUUUUCUCCGAGAGGGCGAAAUUAAUAAAAGCAUGACAUAGGUCCACAUAGCAUAAUGGGCGGUCGCUGCCGUCGCUCUGGACGAGCAGCGAGAAGGAGGAGGCAAAAAAAAGAAAGCGGCACUCAGUCAGUCUCUCUGUGUCAUCAGCUGCAGUAUGUGCGGCUGAUGAAGUUUCUCCACCAGCGAGGAUUCACCUCAUCCCUCCUGCAGCCGGUUUUCUUCACUGACACUGACAGAGGUCUGCAGACUGUCCGAGCUAUAAAGCCUGGUCAGCUUCUCAUUUCCCUGCCGGAGUCGUGUCUCCUCACAACCUCAACUGUUUUGGACAGCUACCUGGGACAGUAUGUCAAAAGCUGGAACCCCCCGAUCUCUCCCCUUCUGGCUCUCUGUGUCUUCUUGGUGUGUGAGCGACACCGAAGCGAACAGUCUGAAUGGUUCCCUUACAUAGAGGUGCUGCCCACCUCCUACACCUGCCCUGCAUAUUUCACAGAUGAUGUCAUGGCCGUUCUGCCCAGCUGUGUUCAAAGGCAGGCCUUAGAGCAGCGGGAGGCAGUCCGGGGCCUCCAUUCCUCCAACCAGGACUUUUUCAGGUCACUGCAGCCAGUCCUGAGUCAACCGGUGGAGGAGGUGCUGACAUAUGAAGCACUGAGGUGGGCGUGGUGCAGUGUAAACACACGUUCUGUGUUCAUGUCACAGCCACCCUCUCACUUCCUGUCUGGACUCGAUGUUUAUGCUUUGGCCCCGUUCCUGGACCUGCUCAACCAUCAACCUGCUGUCCAGGUAAAAGCAAGCUUCAAUAAAGUGACAGGAUGUUAUGAGAUCAGGAGCGUUUCUGGAACCCUGCAGUACCAACAGGCCUUCAUUAACUACGGCUCCCAUGAUAACCAGCGCCUGCUGUUGGAGUACGGCUUUGUUGCCCCCUGCAACCCCCACAGCGUGGUCUAUGUCGAUUCAGAUCUGCUUUGUGAUGUUUUGAGGAGCGACAGAGGUUUAGCUCAGAAAAUGAAGUUCCUCAGAGAGAACAGCUUUCUGAAUAAUCUCACUGUAUCCAGUGAAGGCCCCAGUUGGAGGCUGAUGACAGCUCUCAGACUGAUGUCUCUGCCACAAACACUGUAUCACCACUGGAAGGCGGUGUUGCUUGGUCAGAUGGUGUGUGAAGACAGGGAGCGCUGGAGCAUCCAGACAGCCCAGGCUCUGUGUCAGCAAUUACUACAAGACACACACAGAGCUCUGGACAAGAUCUCCCACCUCCUGUGCCAGUGUGAUCAAUCAACCAGGGAUCAACUAAAUGUAGUCAGGUCACUGCGACAGGAGGAGCGGUGCAUCCUGGGAAGCUGUCUGAAAGUGCUGCAGGGAAUGCUGAGAGAGCGUAAAGAAGUUGUAAUGCCAACCUGAUGCUGAGCUGUAAGAUGACAUCUGAUCGGUGCUCUGACCUGCCACUCACUGUGAGAAGCAGAGCCCUUGGUGGCUCAGUGGCAGAGCGAUGGUUUGGGGAGCGGAAGGUUCAAACCCCCACCAGAGCACCAAGUGUGUCCUUAAGGAGACUUCUCACUAGCUCCCCGGGCACCUUGCAUGGCAGCCCACUGCUCCCCAAGGGGAUGGGUUAAAAGCAGUAGACGAAUUUCAUUGUUACAUUGUAUGUGAUAAUGACCAAUAAAGGCUUUCUUCUUUUUCUUCUAAACUGGU